AUGCCCACGCUGAGCAGCCUCACGGUGGCGGAACAGGUGGCCGCGCUGCCGCCUCUCUCGCAACUUCUGGGUAUCGACCCACCAGGAGCAGCCAACCAUAAGACCAAAGACAUAGGGAAGGCACCAGCAUGGCAGGUGUCGACUCGCGGCGGUGUUUCUUGCGCCACAAAGGCCUCGUCCUCCCAGACGCUGUCUGCGGUCACUCCUCGGCGGUCGCCUUUAGACGCACCGGCAGGCGUGGCGCCCACCAUCCACUCACACGCGGCUGCGGCGAAUCUUGAAGCGCCGGUCGGCUCAUCCAGCGCGCGAACGGAGGAAACGCUGCGGGCUGCGCCGUCCACGCCGUUGGCAGAUGAAUGCACCGGCGGCUUGAGCGAGUGGCGCCGCGUCCGGCAGUCACUGCAGCUACCGAUCGCGUACCGCGCCGAGGAGGAGGUUUACCUUUCGCUACGCCUGCUGCGCUCCCUCUCCCUCUUCGCACCUCUGCUGGACGACGACUUGCUGACGCUGGCGGAAACAAUGGCGGUGAUGGAGGUGACGGACGCAGGCAAGGUUCUCCUGCGAAAAUGUGCCGCUGCUCAUGCGGCUCACUUGUCAAGUAGCACGGGUGCAGCCGCUGAGGCGAUGGCAAAGAUGCCUGCCGAUAGACCGCCGCUAUCGCUGGAUGCGUUGCUCGCACCACCGUUGCUGGAUGACGAGGAGGAGCAGGAGCGGCCGCAGGGAGUUUGGGCGAUGCCGGCAGCGCGACUCUUCCAGUGCUUCAGGGAGCAAAUGGGCCGCGGUGAGCCACCGUCGCUGCCAUCGGAGCGCACAGAAAACGUCGUUGGUUCUCACAUGGACGACGCACUGCCUCCGAUCACGGUGAAGACGACAAGGCGCAGUACCCAGCGAUCGCAGGGGGAGUAUACGGUAGGGUUGACGAGAGUACCUGCCACCGGCGUCACUACGGCGCCGCUCUUCUUUCCGGACGACGACACGCUCAACGGCGACGGAACCUUUGCUUUAGUGCUGCUAAGCGGACACUGCCGCCUCGAGUGGCCUCGUGAGCGCGGCCUGGUGGAGGAUGCGGCGCAGGCGUCGCCGUGGCAGAGCUACGAGCUUCAGCCGGGAGAUGCCAUGGGAUAUGCUCUGAUCUGGGGUGCCUUGCCGCCUGGGGCGCAGUACGUGACGUCCGAGACGAUCACGCUACUGGUAGUGAGUUCUGAGGGGCGGCCUCCCGAGGUGGCGGCGCGCUUGCGGCGCGUGUGCCGCCGUGCCAACGAGGCGGUCCUCCGCGCGCAGCGGCGAUUUCUCGCGCACGAGCUGCGCGUUCCCCUCUUCGCCCCUGAAGACACCGCCACGAGGACGACGCGCGCCACCGGCACUGGUGUGGGUGAAGCACAGGAGGAGCAGGGGCCGCAAGGUCACGCAGCUGCUACGGUGGCGGAGGCCGCCGUCCCGUCUGUCGCGUCUCUCCUCGAUAGAGCGGCGCGGAGCUUGAUUCCCGUUCGCGUCCCCACGCAUACGGUUUUGUUUAGCGAAGGACUUGCCCCAGUGAAGGAGUGUGCCAUCUACUUCAUUCUCGACGGUGGCCUCGCCGUUGUCCGCCGCAUCUGGUCUCAGGACCAGCAAAGGCUCUUCUCCGAGAAGAUGCAGCUCGUGCGCGCGUUGACGCCCGCCACCGGCAUCUGCCCACCACUGUCGCCGCUGCCGGCGAUGGACAGCAUGGAGGUGGCGCAGCUGCGGCGCGGUGACUAUUGUGGUGAUCUGGCCUACCUCAACGAGGACCCCGACCACGUAGCCUCGAUGGACGCCGAAUGGACGGCAGCGUACUGGCAGAGCACGCUGGCUCAGCCAACCGCCCGUUUCAGCCAAGCUGGCCGAUGUCGUGACACGCACGGGCAGUGUUCUCGUGAUGUGGCCGAUCACGCCUCUGGUCACGGCGCUAAGAGCUCUCUCUUCAGACGUCACAAGGCCACUGUGGUUGCCCAGCAAGCGUCGUCGCUCUAUGUGCUGCUUCCGCGUGCCGCGGACGAAGCGUUGACCGGCGUGGUGGAGCAACGCAUGCGCGACCACGUCCACCGCGAUUACGCCGGCUACCGACAUGUCUUUGCCGAGUACGAGAAGCUGUACAAGUGGGCACUCUACAAGGAGCGCGUGCUGUCGGACGUGUCUCAGAAGGCCCCGGUGAACUUCCGUUAG
Leishmania major strain Friedlin is the source of this 2181-nucleotide messenger RNA. RefSeq lists its product as hypothetical. The transcript has a single exon. NCBI's taxonomy places the organism in Eukaryota, Euglenozoa, Kinetoplastea, Trypanosomatida, Trypanosomatidae. The record is from RefSeq and is a predicted model, not a curated record. The coding region runs from base 1 to 2181 and encodes 726 amino acids.